Messenger RNA from Gasterosteus aculeatus aculeatus (three-spined stickleback), 2214 nucleotides. Its product is annotated as fascin. Gene Ontology annotation, biological process: cell migration; establishment or maintenance of cell polarity; actin filament bundle assembly. Gene Ontology annotation, cellular component: lamellipodium; cytoplasm; cell projection membrane. The record is from RefSeq and is a predicted model, not a curated record. Gene Ontology annotation, molecular function: actin filament binding; protein-macromolecule adaptor activity. NCBI's taxonomy places the organism in Eukaryota, Metazoa, Chordata, Actinopteri, Perciformes, Gasterosteidae.
GUCCCUCCCUCAGACACCCCCACAAUCCCCCUCUCUCUCUCUCCGUCUCUCUAAAGUCGAACAUCUCGCCUGCUCUCUUCUUCUUGACACACGGCAAAACAUGUCUGCAAACGGCGCCGCGGGGGACCUCCUGCAGAUCCCUCUGGGGCUCAUCAACGUCGAGGGCAAAUACCUGACGGCGGAGACCUUCGGCUUUAAAAUCAACGCCUCGGCCGGCAGCCUGAAGAAGAAGCAGACGUGGACCCUGGAGCAGAGCGGCGAGGACGGCAGCGCCGCGUUCCUCCGCUCCCACCUGGGCCGCUACCUCGCCGCGGACAAAGACGGCAACGUGACCGCGGACAGCGAGGCGCGCGGCGGCAGGGACUGCCGCUUCGUGGUGACCGCGCACGAGGACGGCCGGUGGUCCCUGCAGUCCGAGCCCCACGGCCGCUACCUGUGCGGCAGCGAGGACCGGAUCACCUGCUUCGCGCAGGCCGCCGCGCCGGCGGUGAGGUGGAGCGUGCACCUGGCCGUGCACCCGCAGGUCAACCUGUACAGCCUGGCGCGCAAGCGUUUCGCGCACCUGAGCGAGCGCGAGGUGUCGAUAGACCGCGACGUCCCCUGGGGGGUGGACUCGCUCGUCACGCUGGUCUACCGCGACCAGCGCUACCACCUCGGCACCUCCGACAACCGCUUCCUGCGCAACGACGGCGGCCUGGCCGCGCGCACGGAGGCGCGCACGGGGUACGUGCUGGAGUUCCGCUCGGUGAAGGUGGCGUUCCGCGACUGCGACGGCCGCUACCUGGCGCCCUCGGGCCCGACCGGCACGAUGAAGUCUGGCAAAAGCACGCGGGCGGGGAAGGACGAACUGUUCGGCCUCGAGCGCAGCCACGCGCAGGUGGUGCUGACCGCGCGCAACGAGCGCAACGUGUCCACGAGGCAAGGCAUCGACCUGUCAGCCAAUCAGGACGAGGAGGGGGACCAGGAAGUCUUCCAGUUGGAGAUGAGCCGCGAGGACAGGAAGUGCGCCUUCAGAACCGCCGCUGGGAAAUACUGGACUCUGACAGCGAGCGGAGGACUGCAGUGCACUGCCUCCACCAAGUCAGCUGACAGCUACUUCGAGCUGGAGUGGCGUGACGGUCGCGUGUGUGUGCGUGCGGCCAACAGCAAGUACGUGAUCGCUAAGAGGAACGGACAGCUGGCUGCCACCGUGGACAGCGCAGGGGAGGCGGAGCAGUUCCUGAUGAAGCUCAUCAACCGUCCCAUCAUCGUCCUUCGCGGCGAGCACGGUUUCAUCGGCGCUCGCAAGCCAGGACUGGCGACUCUGGACUCCAACCGAGCAUCGUACGACGUUUUCCAGCUGGAGUUCCACAACGGCGCUUACUCCCUUAAAGACUCCCAGGGCAAGUAUUGGUGCGUCGGAGACGACGCGGCGGUGGCGUGCGGCAGCGACGCUCCUGUCCAGUUCCUCCUUGAGUUCUGCGACCUCAACAAGAUGGCCAUCCGCGCCCCGGGGGGGAAGUACCUGAAAGGGGACCACGCCGGGGGGCUCAAGGCCAGCGCCGACUCGCUAGACGGCGCCACCCGCUGGGAAUACUGAGGAGGAGCACAGCCGAGCUUCACUGUCCAAGCCGACCCUUCCAACUAUUCAUAGAUACUGUAGACUAUAAAGCACAACACGCAUCAGAUUAAUGAUCGUUGGAUCGACAUGUUUCUGCUGUAAAUAAAGGCUGUCUUUGUUGGUGAAUGCUUCAAAAAACGUAGUAACCAUGGAAACUGAGUUCAAGUGUGUUUUGGGAUGGGAUGGCAGAUUUAACCACCUUAAGGAUCCUUUGUACUGACCGAUACAACCACAUGAAGUAGUCAAAGGUUUCCCUUUUUAAUGACCGUAAUCCCAUCCUGACUUGGUGUAAUGUUUUUGAUCACUUAAAAAGGAAACAAAUGGAGCUUUUUUUUGGAUUGACUCACUGAGAAGGAAUAGUUACUCUCCAUGCACGUAAACAUGCAGUCCUGGAUACAUUUAAUUCUUCCAGUGACUCAAAGUCUGCACAAUAAUGUCCCAAUUGCGAAAUGUCCAAAGCACAUGUGUGUCUUCGGUUGGGUGCUGCUGUGUUUAAACACGAUGAAAGAGUCUCUCUGGCUGUAAUUGUGGCCUUGCCUUCCAUAGAGCACUUCAGUCUUUUUCAUCUUCUUGCAUUUGAAAUCAACACAAUAAAGUUUUUCCUCUUGACAGCA